GUGACUCUACAGUCAUGUCCUGUUGUGCUAGGAAGAAACAUAUAAUGCUCGACAACAGCUGAUGUGCUUCUGGAUCAUUAAAACACUGGUUCAUUUUGGUGUCAAAUAGAUUUCCGGAAGAUUCAGACGCGCAGCGAAUAUCAAAACAGCCACGACAGUAAACGUGAAGAAGCGUUCUCAUACACAUCAUGGCUUCUCGUAAGAAGGUCCUGCUCAAAGUGAUCAUCCUAGGGGAUUCUGGAGUUGGGAAGACCUCUUUGAUGAACCAGUAUGUGAAUAAUAAGUUCAGUAAUCAGUAUAAGGCCACUAUCGGAGCCGACUUCCUGACCAAGGAGGUGAUGGUGGACGACAGACUGGUCACCAUGCAGAUCUGGGACACAGCAGGCCAGGAGAGAUUUCAGUCUCUCGGCGUGGCUUUCUACCGAGGGGCCGACUGUUGCGUGCUGGUCUAUGAUGUCACGGCACCCACUACAUUCAAGACUAUGGACAGCUGGAGGGACGAGUUUCUCAUUCAGGCCAGUCCACGUGACCCAGAGAACUUCCCAUUUGUUGUGCUGGGAAACAAAAUCGACCUGGAAAACCGACAGGUAACAACGAAGCGGGCACAAGCAUGGUGUCAGAGUAAGAACAACAUCCCCUAUUUUGAGACCAGUGCUAAAGAAGCCAUUAACGUGGAGCAGGCCUUCCAAACCAUUGCUCGCAAUGCACUUAAACAGGAGACUGUGGACACAUAUGAUUUCCCUGACCAGAUUAAACUAAGAGACGACAGACCUGCGUCCACCAGUGACGGCUGCAGCUGCUGAAGGACAGAUGAAACUGGGGAGGGAAGAGAAAGAGCAAAAUGGGAAAGAAAUGAAGAGAGGGAGAGAUGGAAGAGAUCCAGGCCUGUAAUUCUCCCCUUUUCCCCCUUUGAAACCUCCAGGGUGUCAAAGCCACAUGUGAAAGCAAGAACAUCCAUUUUCUUGCUGAACUCCAAGUCACGUGUGGUCCGAUGGACUAUUGAGGAACAGGAAAGUUCUCUGACAUUGCAUUUAUUUCAAGUCCUACUAUCACUACAGCUGUGGAAGAAUUUCCUUGUCACUACUCCAGCUGUCUUUGCAAGUUUUCCUUUACUCCGAAAUGUUCCUUUUCAUGUCUGCUAGUUCAUUGUGCCUUUAUAUUUUGUAACUUUUUAGUUAUUGUUGUGUCACUCCUAUGCUGAAUGAACAUUUGUUGGAAAUGCAUACAUAUGUAAUAGGGCUGGGAAAUAUAUUAAACAGUUAUAAAAAUGUAUACAUUUUGUCUGUGGAAUAAAACUAACCCAACAUUUUUUUUUUCAAUGAUUUUUAUUUUUUCUGCAAUAACUUCAAAGUAAAAAAUGCAGAUGUGUGUUAGGAAUUAAAUUUAUUCCAAAUUUAUUCAAAUCCGUGUUUUGCAACAUCGCUCAAAAACGAAAGUCCCCAUUUUGCAUUUCACAAUUUUAAAUGUUUGGGUAAAAUGUAUGUACAAGCAGUAGUAAAUGAUUGUUUUUUUUAUUACUGAGCACAUAAAUAAAAAUGAUGAAAUAUA
Pimephales promelas (fathead minnow) is the source of this 1548-nucleotide messenger RNA. Lineage: Eukaryota; Metazoa; Chordata; Actinopteri; Cypriniformes; Leuciscidae. The record is from RefSeq and is a predicted model, not a curated record.